This is a messenger RNA of Drosophila teissieri, 892 nucleotides long. Its product is annotated as RNA-binding protein 7. Bases 66 to 788 code for a protein of 240 amino acids. Lineage: Eukaryota; Metazoa; Arthropoda; Insecta; Diptera; Drosophilidae. The record is from RefSeq and is a predicted model, not a curated record. Gene Ontology annotation, cellular component: nucleus. Gene Ontology annotation, biological process: regulation of alternative mRNA splicing, via spliceosome. Gene Ontology annotation, molecular function: single-stranded RNA binding. The transcript has a single exon.
UAUUUGUGAUGUUAUUUUCUGGCAUCACUACUCUUGAUUUUGUUGUGUUUAGUUGUCGAAGCUAAAUGGACUUGCAGUUGCUAAUGCAGCAAAUGUAUGCCGGUGCGUCGGUCAUGACGAUGCCGCAACCGAGCAUGAAUGGUUACGGCUACGGAGUUGCACCUGGCCAGCACCAACAGCAUCCCAUUUACCCUUUUCCACCCACUGAAAACGGCGACCAGGCUGUGGAGCUGCUGGAGGAUGACGACGACGAGGAGGAAGACGAGGAGCAACGCACCUUGUUCUGCGGCAAUCUCGACGAGCGCGUGACGGAGGAGAUCCUGUACGAGGUGUUCCUGCAAGCCGGCCCCAUCGAAGGAGUGCGGAUACCGACGGACAACAACGGGCGUCAACGGAACUUCGGGUUCGUCACAUACCAACGCCUGUGUGCGGUGCCCUUUGCCCUGGACUUGUACCAGGGCCUGGAGCUGUUCCAAAAGAAAGUGACCAUCAAGCAGCAGGGCGGCAAGCAGCAGCAACUACCUGCCUUCAACCAUAGUCGUCUGCGCAAUCCAUUCAUGAUGGAGGCUCCACCGCAGCCAUCGCCUCUCCGCCACGCCCGCCACAGUUUGCAUGACGCCAAGCCGUACGAUCGGAAUCCAUUUGGACACAACGGCGACCAACGGCGCCGGAGCGACAGCUCUGUCGUGGAACGCAACCGGCCAAAGCCACAGCAACACCACCAGCACAUGCAGGGAGGCAGCAGAAGGUCGGACCAACGCCACAACAACAAACGGAGAUUGCUUUAGGAUUUCCCAGCAAUUUAGUCUUUAUGAGUAGCCUAAGCACAAUCUAUAGAAAAACUAUAAAGAGCCUUGUAAUAAAAGUAUUUUUAAAGUUUUGCCGAAUCAAA